Molecule: messenger RNA, 660 nt
Organism: Parnassius mnemosyne (clouded apollo)
Lineage: Eukaryota; Metazoa; Arthropoda; Insecta; Lepidoptera; Papilionidae
Source: the annotation of a GenBank genome assembly
AUGAGUGGAAACAAUAAAGAAAAGCCAGUGCUUUACUCAUACUGGCGUAGCUCAUGUUCAUGGAGGGUAAGGAUAGCUCUCAACCUGAAGGAGAUUCCAUAUGACAUUAAAGCUGUGAGUCUCAUCAAAGGUGGAGGGGAACAACACUGCAAUGAGUACAGGGAAGUCAAUCCAAUGGAACAAGUGCCAUCACUGUGUAUUGAUGGACAUACAUUAAUAGAAUCUUUGAGCAUAAUGCACUAUCUGGAAGAGACAAGACCACAAAGACCGCUAAUGCCGCAAGACUGCAUCAAAAGAGCCAAGGUUCGGGAAAUAUGUGAGGUGAUAUCGUCGGGCAUCCAACCUCUCCAAAACUUAAUAGUAUUGAUAUACGUUGGAGAGGAAAAGAAGAAGGAAUGGGCCCAGCAUUGGAUAAUGCGCGGUUUUCGUGCAGUGGAAAAACUUCUUUCUGCAUCUGCUGGGAAGUAUUGUGUUGGAGAUGAAAUCACAUUAGCCGAUUGCUGCUUAGUACCGCAAGUGUUUAAUGCAAGAAGAUUCCACGUAGAUCUUCGUCCGUUCCCCAUAAUUCUCCGCAUCGAUCGAGAACUUGAAAAUCAUCCAGCGUUCCGUGCAGCUCAUCCUUCUUCUCAACCUGACUGCCCGCCAGAAGUCGCUAAGUGA